Plenodomus lingam JN3 is the source of this 3966-nucleotide messenger RNA. RefSeq lists its product as uncharacterized. Gene Ontology annotation, cellular component: Mre11 complex; nucleus; condensed nuclear chromosome. Gene Ontology annotation, molecular function: G-quadruplex DNA binding; double-stranded telomeric DNA binding; ATP hydrolysis activity. The record is from RefSeq and is a predicted model, not a curated record. Gene Ontology annotation, biological process: chromosome organization involved in meiotic cell cycle; telomere maintenance via telomerase; telomere maintenance via recombination. Lineage: Eukaryota; Fungi; Ascomycota; Dothideomycetes; Pleosporales; Leptosphaeriaceae.
AUGUCCAAAAUCGAACGCAUGAUGAUCCAGGGCAUCCGCUCCUUUGGCCCAGAAAAAGCAGAGGUCAUCAUCUUCACUGCGCCCCUCACCCUUAUCGUGGGCUGGAACGGCUCUGGCAAGACCACCAUCAUUGAAUCACUCAAAUAUGCCACGACCGGCGAUCUCCCCGCAAACAGCAAGACACAGGGCGCCUUCAUCCACGACCCCAAGCUGUGCAACGAGAAAGAAGUGCUGGCACAAGUCAAACUCUCCUUUCGAUCCACCUCAGGAGUGCGCAUGGUUGCCACACGCAACCUUCAAGUCACUGUCAAAAAAUCCGUGAGGAGCCAAAAGACUCUAGAAGGCUCACUCCUCAUGAUCAAGGAUGGCGAGAAGCACUCCAUCUCCACUCGUGUCGCCGAACUGGAUCAGAUCAUCCCUCAGUACCUAGGCGUGUCCAAAGCCAUCUUGGAUAACGUCAUUUUCUGCCACCAGGAAGACAGUUUGUGGCCCCUGAGUGAUCCUGGCACUCUCAAAAAAAAGUUUGACGAGAUCUUUGAGGCGCUCAAGUACACCAAAGCCAUCGAAAACAUCAAGCUCAUUCGAAAGGAUCGCAACAUCGAACUGGGUCAGCUCAAAAUCAUCGAGGCAAAUGCCAAAGAGGACAAGACGCGCGCUGCCAAGAGCGAGAAGCGUCAGGCAGAACUCUACGACGAAAUUGAAGGGCUCCGAAAGACAUAUGCGACAGUGGACGCUGAAUGCGACGAGGCACAACGUGAGGCUAGCCAAGCCUAUAACCAUGCUGCACGCUUUGAGCAGAUUGUCGCCCAGCUACAGGCUAAGCGCAUUACAUUUCAAGCCAAUCAGGACAGCGUAGCUGCCCUCCAGGACAAUCUCAAGGAGAUGGCCGAGUCGGACGACGAACUUCAGGACAUGUUGGAUCAAUACGAAGCGCGUGUGGCUACUUAUGCCUCACAGUCAACUGAGCUUCGACAACAGUAUAGCAACAUUCAACAUAAUCUUGAAGAAAAGCGUGCAGCUCUUGGCGCAAAGCAGAAUGAGAUUGGCAAGUACGAGGCACAGAAAGAGCAGCACGACCGCCAGAUUCAGCAACGCGAGAACACCAUCAAGGAAACUGCCAAACGCCAUGGUAUCCGUGGUUAUGAUUACGAAAUUGCGGACAAGCAGGUGACUGAGUUCCAACAAAUCCUCAGUAAGAUGUCCAAAGACCAGAACAAAGCCCUCGACCGCGUUCGUGAAGAAACGCAGCGUGAACUUCGCACUGCUCAGGACGAGCUCAAUGCGCUCAACACACGGAAAUCUGGGCUUGCUCAACGCAAGGAGUCCGCACAGACUCAAAUCGUAAGCAAUGAUAGGCGAAUAUUGGACUUGCAAAGGUCAAUGAACCAGAUCAGUGCCGACGAAGGGAGCGAAGCUAUUUUGCAAGACAAGAAGCACGAAGUCGAGCAGCAAUUGCAAAAUGCGCUGACAAUGGCGUCUUCUGAGCGCUACGAAGAACGUCAACUCGAAGCUUCAACAAUGGUACGAACACUAGAAGACCACAAGGAGCGUCUGACUGCAGAGCUUGGAGAUGCUACUAAGCAAGCUCGCGAGUCUGCUUCAAUCGACAACAAGCGUGAGGAAUUGCAAAACCAGCAGCACAGUCUGGCGACGAUGAAGAAGGUUCACAACAAGCGUCUCUUGCAACUCCUCGAUCCAGAGUGGGACCCUGCCAGUCUGGACACGGCGUAUCAACGGGUGUUGACGGAGAAGGCAACCAAGGUAAAAGAAGCUGGCUCUAAACGUGACAUUGCGCAAACCAAACUCGACAAGAUCAAUUUCCAGCUUGCUAGUUCCGAAUCACAGCUGAAGCAUAGUCAAAAAGAACUGGAGAAAUAUGAGGGUAUUGUGAAGGAGUCAAUACAGAAAGAUGACAUCGCAGACUUUGACGAGACUCUGCAGCAACUAGAGGAGGACUAUGAGGCAGCUUCUUCUGACAAGGCCAAGUUUGAAGCGCAGAUUGACUACAUGAGCAAGUGUCUCGAAGUAGCCGAGCGAGAUAAUUGCUGUCGUCUUUGCAUGAGGACUCUUCGAGAUGAUCGGUCAGAGGGUUUCACUACAGCGGGAUUCAUCUCCAAGCUGAAGGAAAUCAUUCGUAAGGCAAAAGCAAACAUGCAAGGUGACAAUGCAGAUGAGAUUUUUGCUGAACUGGAGGCUGCCCGCAACGCGAAACCAAGUUACGAAUUGGCGACACGUCUCCGAGAUACCGAUCUUCCUGCCAUCCAGGCAAACAUUGCCAAGCUCAUAAAUGAUCGUGAUGCAGUUAACGUGGAGCUUGAAAAAUGGGAUUCACUCAUAUACGAAUUGGAGGCGGAGAAGCAAGAGGUGGAAUCAUUGUCCAAAGAGGUCCAGACCAUUGUCGGUUACUUCAACAGAGCAUGCGAGCUUGAGGACCAGAUCAAAGAACUCUCUCAGAAACAAAAGGCCGCAGGCUUGUCAAGGGGUAUCGAUGAAAUCCAAGUGGAUUUGAAAAAGGUGACUGAGGAUACUCGUAAUGCUCGUGCGAAGCUCGACGAGCUCACUACCGCCAAAGACAAGUCCCGCAAUCUGAUCACGACGCUCGAGCUGAGCGUUCGUGAUGUCAAUGCAGAGCUACAUCUGGCUCAAUCUAAGCUAAAGGAGAAGCGCGCUCUUGCUGAGCGCAUCGAGGAAUUCAAGAAAGAGAACUCAAAACUGCGCGAGGAGAAGCAUGGCUUUGACAACGAAAUGGAGAGGCUUGUUCCAGAAAUCGAGCAGGCGCAAUACAAGUAUGAAGACAUCAACCGCCGAAGUAACGACCGGGUGCAACGUGCGCACGACGAGGCUUCAAAGCUAUCAGAUAGUCUUCGUCAGCUUACGCAGGCAAAUCAGGAAAUUGAUGCAUAUGUCAAGCGUGGUGGCCCACAACAACUUACUCGCACCCAUCGAGAUAUUGAAAAUCUCCAUGGGGAAAUUGAACGCAUCCAGGCCGAGAUGACGGACGUCACGCGGAAAAUAAAGAAAAUCGAGGACACCAUGCGGGACACUGAGAUGAUGAAACGCUCGAUCAGUGAUAACUUACGAUUUCGCAAAGCCAAGCGCUCUCUAGAAACUCUGCAAGUUGAGAUUGAGAAGCUUGAAAACGCUGGUGCUGAGCGUGACAAAGAGCAUUAUGAGCGCGAGGCUCGGCAAUGGGAUAAUCGCUACCAUUUGCUCAACACCGACAAGAUCAGCUUAGAACGCGAUAUGAAGAACAAAGACGAUCAGCUUACUGAGCUUAUGAACGAGUACAAGAACCUGUACAAAGACUCUGCCAAGCAGUAUCGUGAGGCACACAUCAAGGUUGAAACUACCAAAGCCGUCAUAGAAGAUCUGGGUAGGUAUGCUGGCGCGCUUGACAAGGCCAUAAUGAAGUAUCACGAACUCAAGAUGGAGGAAAUCAACAAAGCAAUUGCUGAACUUUGGCGAAACUCCUAUCAAGGUACUGAUGUAGACACGAUACGCAUUGCAUCCGAUGGUGACGCAAAGGGCAAUCGAACCUACAACUACCGUGUCGUCAUGGUGAAACAAGACACAGAAAUGGAAAUGCGAGGCCGUUGCUCCGCAGGCCAGAAGGUUCUGGCCUCGAUUGUCAUCCGCCUCGCGUUAGCGGAGUCCUUUGGCACAAACUGCGGCCUGAUUGCACUCGAUGAACCGACUACGAACUUAGAUCAGCAAAACAUCAAGGGUCUCGCUGAGUCGCUGUCCGAGAUCAUCAAGGUGCGACGGAAGCAAGCCAACUUCCAGCUUCUGGUCAUCACGCACGACGAACAGUUUCUGAAAGAGAUGAAUUGCGCCGACUACACUGAUAUGUACUGGCGUGUUGGACGCAAUAUGAAGCAGCAGUCUUACAUUGAGCACCAAAACAUUGCUGAGGUAAUGGCAAUCCAACUCCCAUUGAUGCUGGACAACCCAGACACACGCUCGUGA